CUGAACCUCUGCGGCGCCCUCUGAUGGUCCGGCAGCUCUCAGUUCAGCUCAUCAUCUUCGUCACGGUCGCCUGCUCGGCUGCAGCAGGGCGGAGGUGUCAGACCGGCAGGUGGAGGCCUCUCUGCUGGGCGGAGCUCAGCGUCAGCAGCUUCCUCAGGUGAACCAGGACCAGGUGCUUCAUGCUGCCCGGAGGCUUGGGGCGAGCCACAGCAAUGGAUUCUGGGAGGUCAGGUACUUGUUUGGACUCAUCGGAGGUGAUCCAGGUGCCACCAUGUGUCCUGGGCUGCUGCUGCUGCUGCUGCUGCUGCUGCCAGCACUGAACUCAGAAUUCACGGCCUCUCUACCUGAAGACAACACUGGUCGGGAAUUCAUUGUUGCUUUUCCAGAGAGCAUUGCCUUCUAUUAUCCCAAUCCGUCCCAGAACACGGUCCAAAUCACUGCCUUGUAUGAUGAUACUCAGGUCAACAUCACAUAUACUAAUAAUUAUAAUAAUAACUAUAUGCCAAUCCAAAAAUCAACACUGAAGGCAGGAGAGACUACUGAAGUCAUAGUUAAUGCAACCCUGGAGCUCUCGCAGUCACCACCCUCCUCUCCUGUCCUCAAAACUCUGAAAAUUACCAGCGCCAAAAAUAUUACCGUCAGUGUCGUCUACCGUAAAAAGAGCAUCCUCCAGACUGCUCUGGUCGUACCUAUGGACCAACUGGGCACACAGUACCUCGUCCCGCCGAUACCCAAGGUCAAUGGAACCAGUUAUCCUGCAGAUAUGGUCACGACAGAUGUAACCGAAAGAAACCCAUUCAAACUCAUUUUCGUCAAUGGGGACAAAGACAACAUCGUAACUGUUAAUGGUGCAAAAGGCCAGAAAUUUGUUGUUCAGCCCUACAGGGUCGCUCAGAUGUGGGUAACAGAAGACGACAAAUUGACAUAUGUGAACGCCAACCAGCCGAUUGCGGUCCUCUUUGGUCACACCUGCGCCAUCCGGGAAAAGUGCACCUGUGGGAUGCUGUACACGAUGCUGCCAGCAGCCAACCAACAGAUGGACACGUUCUACAUUCCUCCUGUUCUGGCCAAGGGUGCUGAAGAUGACACAUUUGUGCUUCUGUCAGAGAAAGGCUCCACCACCAUACAGGCCUUCGAUCCAAACAAGCCACUAGUUGAGACAACCGGCACAGUCGUCCUCUACCGUCCGGGCUUACUCCUCACGCUGAUACCAGAGAUGGACUUCGCCGCCUGUUAUGUAAUCAACUUAAAGAACCUCAACCUCGACCUCAACGUGCAGAACUUCGCCGUUAUCGUGGUUCACAAGGACUUCACAGAUGGGGUUCAUGUUGGAAGGCUUCCUUUGCAGAAUCCACAGUGGCAGAUGCUGAAUGGAACAAACUAUGUCUCAACAUAUGGUGGUCUGCAGCCGGAUUCGUUGGGUAAGAGCGUCAUCUGGCACGCUUCUUCCACCAUGGCUGUCUACUUUGUGGGAAAUACGACAGGAGCUCUGUUUGGGAACCCAGCAGCCAUCAUCAGCAAAACCCCAGAUUUCUGGGGUUGCGCCUUGAGGCCAGAGAUCAUAAAAAUUGGAGAAGAGGCGCUUAGCUGGCAGGCAUCCAUUAAGUACUGCAGUGACAAAAACCUAAAGCUGGUCACCUUCAACAACGCCCAACUCCAGGAACACGUCUACAAUGAAAUCAUCGAGGCCAAGAAUGCCAGCCUGCAGGAGGUGUGGAUCGGCAUGCGCCGGAGCUCCCUGACUGGGGAGUGGUACUGGCUGGACCAGACUCCAGUCACAUACACCAACUGGGCGGAGGGGGAGCCCGGCGGGGUGUCUGAUGGCCAGUGUGCUAUCAUGAGUCUGAACAGCGAGGCGUCUGGCUGGCGUGACAAGGACUGCUGUGUGGCCACUCAUCCCGUCUGCUACAGAGAGCCCAUCCUCUUAUCCAAUUAGUGGGAGGAUCCUUUCCAAAACCACAAAGCUGUGGAUGUCUUGUCCUAAUGUUUUUAGUACUAUUAGCAUAACCAGCUAUUUCCAAUAAUAUUAUAGUUUAGAUUAAAGCAAACUUGGGAUUUGUAGCCCAGAGGAAAGACAACUGGGUUGAAAAUGUAACAUCAGCUUUAAGGUCUUUGCACAAAAAACCCUUAAGAUAAGAUUUUUCUUAAAGUCUGAGUUAAGGUUUCCUUAAAAUACAUUUGGUUGCACAAAACACCCUUAAAUCUUCUCCUUAAGGUUAUCUUAAAAUCUUCACUUAAGUAUUUGAGGUUUUCUCCUUAUCUUGGUCUUAUACUUAAGGAAUCCCUUAAGUGUGUUAAACCAUUGCAUAAAAGACCUCAGCAACCAAACUAAGCAAAAGAAUUUAAGGGACCUCUGACUUUAUCUUAACUGCAACACGGUUGACUUUAUGGAAAUUUACAUAUCCUGAGAAGAGUUCCACGACUGGGAGAAUCCAAUAGAUCCGCUAAACGAUGAGCAAAACAUCGCUAGCUAGCAUCCAGUCUAGUUUCGAUCUAUAGCGUAAAUAAAGUUAUUCUCACCAGUUUUAUUGGGUUCCCUUUUAUAAUUGUUGAUCUCUUUUUUUGGCAACAACAUACUUAUUAUAUGGAUCUGGAAGGUCAUUGAACUCUUGUGGGUUCGGCUAGUGACUCCAAGCUAGACCUGUCUUACCUUUCCCUGUUACAUCAAUUAAGCCCCCUAACAAAUAUCUUUAACAGCUUUAACCAUCUGAAAUUUUCAAAUCUCAAAUAAGCAGCCAACACCUGCAGCAGGUAAACAGCAUGACCGGUUUAUGAGCUUUUUAGGCUUUUAGAUGCAGUUAUAAAGAAAAGAACAGCAUAUACCAGUUAAAGGAAAACCAUUAAUGCUGAGUGGAAUGGGAAUAUGUAGCUGUGGCCAUCUCACCUGCUGGCUUUUCUUUAAAGGUUUGUGGCUUUUUGACAUUUAUAUGGCAUGAUAAUAUUUAUAUGGUGAAAUAAAUGUCAAAGUAAGAUUCUGGUCUUAACUCAGAUUUGAUGGGAAAUGUACUCACUGAUUUUUGGCCUAACUGGCUAAUGUAGUAGAUAUUGAUUAGGAAUGAAUUGAGUGUUUAAAUGGAGUCUGUGAUCUGAUUGGCUAAAGGACUCUUUUGUGUCUUUAAUUCAGCAGCAGCUUGUAUUUCAUUAUUAAAAAUAGCUUUAAAUUUCAGAUGUAGGUAGAAAACACUGCCUGGACCAUUAAAUCCAUUAUAACGUGUGAAACUCGA
Messenger RNA from Micropterus dolomieu (smallmouth bass), 3224 nucleotides. RefSeq lists its product as uncharacterized. The coding region runs from base 272 to 1936 and encodes 554 amino acids. The transcript is spliced from 4 exons. NCBI's taxonomy places the organism in Eukaryota, Metazoa, Chordata, Actinopteri, Centrarchiformes, Centrarchidae. The record is from RefSeq and is a predicted model, not a curated record.